GCGGUCCCUGCUGAUCUCCGCGGAAGUCUUACUUCCCCGUCCAGAACGCUGCUCCGCGAGCUCGGCAUGUUCCCGGAGCUCAGUGACCUCCUCAAUGCCUCCCCGGACCGGGUGGAGCCGGGGAAACUGACUCUACUCUGUGAUGCCGAGACCGAUGGCAGUUUCCUUGUGCACCACUUUCUCUCCUUCUACCUCAAAGCUAAUUGUAAGGUGUGUUUUGUGGCCCUCGUUCAGUCCUUCAGUCACUACAAUAUUGUGGGACAGAAGCUGGGUGUCAGCCUGACCACGGCCCGGGAGCGCGGGCAGCUGGUCUUCCUCGAGGGUCUCAGGUCAGCGGUGGACAUCUUCCUCCGGGCCGAGGGCGAGGCCCACCCCCUGCAGUUCCUCAGGGAGGCCAAGGCCGCCAGCCUGCAGCCGCUGUACGAGUUCGUGCGGGAGGCCCUGGAGCCCGUGGAUCAGGGGGAGGCUGCCUGGAAGCGCCCGGUGCUGCUGGUGGACGACCUCAGUGUGCUGUUGAGCCUGGGCCUGGGGGCGGUGGCCGUGCUGGACUUCGUCCACUACUGCAGGGCCUGCGUGUGCUGCCGGCUGCAGGGAAACAUAGUGGCCCUUGUGCACGACAGUGCACCUGAAAGCACAAAGUCACAUGACCAUCCCAAGAUUCCCUAAGCUGCAGCGCGAGUGUUCAGUCACCAGCCCCACCUGGUCCUGCGGGCCGAGGGCCUGGCCACCGGCUUCUGCAGGGACGUGCACGGGCAGCUGAGGGUCCUGUGGAGGACGCCGUCGCCGCCCGCCCAGCGGGGCCGGAGCCUCACGUUCCAGUACAAGAUCCAGGACAAGAGCGUGGCCUUUUUCGCCAAAGGACUGUCCCCUGCGGUUCUGUGACCCGAGGGGCAGGCAGAGCCCCCCGGGCGGUUUCCUCACGGAGGGUGAAGCAUCUCCGCCUUCGCAGCCGUGUCCCCAGCUGGACUGCGCCCAGGGAGGAGCGGACCGUGGCAUGUGCCCUUGUCCCGUGUUCAGAAAACACGUCAGGAACCCGCACCCUGCCUGUCGAGAUGGAGCUGGGAGCCGGGGUCCUUACACGUCAGCCCGGCCGUUUCCGCGGUGCUUUGGAGCCAGGGUGGGUCUGAGCGCUGGCAGGAGCUGUACCAAUGGCGGGCAUCCUCGGGGACAGAAGAGGCCGUCCUGGCUGCCAUAGAGGGCGCCCCAGGCGCCCCACAUCCUGGCUCCGCGGGCAUCUCAGAGUUUCUACCUUUGUCUUGUGAAGGUCCUUUGCCUAAGCCCAGCGAAGAAGCAGCUUAGGAGGCGUGAGGCCCGAGGAGGCCACACUGGCUGACCCACCCUCCUGGGAAGGGCAGGGCUCCCCCCGUUCAGCUCGGCUCCCCCGGGUUCCCCCUGGUUCUGUGGAGAACGCGGAGGUGCUGUGGGGAACGGGGAGCAGGCGGAGAGAACAGGCGAUGAGCCAUUAAACCAGUUCGAGUAGCAGGAAGCGCACAGGCUGCCGUGGCAGGAGAGCAGUGGUCCCUCGCCUGGUGUGUGAGCUGCCGGAGCGGAGCUUGGGCGAGAAGGCGUGGUUUGGAAGCAGUGCCAGUGCGAGGCCUUGGAAUGCUCCCGUCUUGUCUCUGAGGGCAUCUUUGCUCCUCUGGGUUCAGAAAUGUCUUUUCCUUCUUCACUGCCGGGAAGGGCUGUUCCUUUUUAGCUUAAAAUAACUUCUAAGUGUCCCUUCACUGUUGACUCAUUUGGGAUUCGUGCUUUGUCUCCGUGCUGAUCAUGGAAUAGCCCGGCAGUACUGACUGAAGAGAAUGUACUGAUUUAUUUACAUGUAAAGUUUCUGAAAUUGAGCCUCUGCACCAUUCACCUUUCUAGGUGUUGAAAGGUUAGUGUAUCUGUGCUCUCAGGAGUCUUUAGUUUUUUAUAUCAAUUUUAGAGAGAGCAACAUCUGCUGCUUGUUCCACUUAUCUAUGCAUUGGUUGAUUCUUGUUUGU
Messenger RNA from Myotis davidii, 1982 nucleotides. It is a transcript of the gene ELP6, whose product is annotated as elongator acetyltransferase complex subunit 6. Lineage: Eukaryota; Metazoa; Chordata; Mammalia; Chiroptera; Vespertilionidae. The record is from RefSeq and is a predicted model, not a curated record. Gene Ontology annotation, cellular component: elongator holoenzyme complex. Gene Ontology annotation, biological process: tRNA wobble uridine modification.